Messenger RNA from Eucalyptus grandis, 286 nucleotides. RefSeq names its product beta-glucosidase 6-like. Lineage: Eukaryota; Viridiplantae; Streptophyta; Magnoliopsida; Myrtales; Myrtaceae. The transcript has 2 exons. Gene Ontology annotation, molecular function: beta-glucosidase activity. Gene Ontology annotation, biological process: carbohydrate metabolic process. The record is from RefSeq and is a predicted model, not a curated record. Bases 5 to 286 code for a protein of 93 amino acids.
AGGUAUGGACGACCCGAGCCCGCCGCUAAUCAACAUCAAAGAGGCUCUCAAGGAUGAGAAGAGGAUCAAGUAUCACAAUGACUAUCUCACCAACUUGCUGGCCUCCAUCAAAGAAGACGGAUGCAACGUGAAAGGGUACUUCGUGUGGUCUCUGUUGGAUAACUGGGAGUGGGUGGCCGGAUACACUUCGAGGUUCGGCCUUUACUUUGUGGAUUACAAUGACAAGCUAAAGAGGUACCCCAAAGACUCUGUUCAGUGGUUCAAGAACUUCCUAAAGUCUACUUAA